UUUUUGUCUUGAAAAAAAAAAACAAAUUAAAUAAUUAGAGAUGGAAAAUAGGAGGGAUGGAAAGAAGAGGUGAAUGAAACAAAACUCUUCCACUUCAACACAAUCCUUCUCUCCCACCAACCUUUCCUUAAUUCAAAUCAAUGGUCUCUCCCAAUCCCACCUCUUCUUCUUCUAUCCACUAUUUCUAUAUCUUCUAGGGUUUCGAUUUCUUUCAAAACCCAGAAGUAAAAAUCAGAUUUCGCAGAUAUUGGUAUUGGGAAUUUGGAAUUAAGUUUUUGGAAAUAUGACGAUGAAUGAGCGGAAGACUAUUGAUCUUGAACAAGGAUGGGAGUUUAUGCAGAAGGGAAUUACUAAGCUGAAGAACAUCCUAGAAGGGUUGUCUGAGCCACAGUUCAGCUCCGAGGACUACAUGAUGCUAUACACAACCAUUUACAACAUGUGUACGCAGAAGCCUCCUCAUGAUUAUUCCCAACAGCUAUAUGACAAGUACCGGGAGUCUUUUGAAGAAUACAUUACUUCAACGGUAUUGCCAUCCUUAAGGGAGAAGCAUGAUGAGUUUAUGUUACGAGAGCUAGUUAAAAGGUGGGCAAACCAUAAAGUCAUGGUCAGGUGGCUUUCUCGUUUCUUCCAUUACCUUGAUCGCUAUUUUAUUGCCCGAAGGUCACUUCCACCCCUUAAUGAAGUUGGACUUGCUUGUUUCCGCAAUCAGGUGUACCAAGAGUUGAAUGGGAAAGUGAGGGAUGCUGUAAUUUCUCUGAUUGAUCAAGAGCGUGAAGGAGAGCAGAUUGACCGAGCUUUAUUGAAGAAUGUCUUAGAUAUAUUUGUUGAAAUCGGAAUGGGGCAGAUGGAUUAUUAUGAAAAUGACUUUGAAGCAGCGAUGCUUAAAGAUACAGCUGCUUAUUAUUCUCGGAAAGCAUCAAACUGGAUCCUAGAUGAUUCAUGUCCAGAUUACAUGUUAAAGGCUGAGGAGUGUCUAAUGAGGGAGAAAGAUAGGGUUUCUCAUUACUUGCAUUCCAGUAGUGAGCCAAAAUUGCUGGAGAAAGUUCAACAUGAGGAGUUGUCUGUAUAUGCCAACCAGCUGCUUGAAAAAGAGCACUCUGGAUGUCAUGCACUGCUUAGAGAUGACAAGGUGGAGGAUUUAUCAAGAAUGUUCAGGCUCUUUUCUAAAAUACCUCGAGGCUUAGAUCCUGUUUCUAGUAUAUUUAAGCAGCAUGUCACUGCUGAAGGUACAGCUUUGGUCAAACAGGCUGAAGAUGCAGCAAGCAGCAAGAAGGCAGAUAAAAAGGACGUGGUUGGCUUGCAGGAACAGGUUUUUGUCAGGAAGGUGAUUGAGCUGCAUGACAAAUAUCUGGCAUAUGUCAACAAUUGUUUUCAGAACCACACUCUUUUCCACAAGGCCCUCAAGGAAGCUUUUGAGGUCUUUUGCAACAAGGGUGUUGCUGGAAGUUCAAGUGCAGAAUUACUAGCAACCUUUUGUGAUAACAUUCUUAAGAAAGGUGGGAGUGAGAAACUGAGUGAUGAGGCCAUUGAGGAAACACUGGAGAAGGUUGUGAAGCUGCUUGCUUAUAUUAGCGACAAAGACUUGUUUGCUGAAUUUUAUAGGAAAAAGCUUGCUCGACGUCUACUUUUUGAUAAGAGUGCCAAUGAUGACCAUGAGAGAAGCAUUUUGACAAAGCUGAAGCAGCAAUGUGGUGGGCAGUUCACCUCAAAGAUGGAGGGAAUGGUUACGGACUUGACAUUAGCUCGGGAAAACCAAACCAGUUUUGAGGAGUAUCUAAGCAACAACCCAAAUGCAAAUCCAGGAAUUGACUUGACGGUUACAGUUUUGACAACUGGCUUCUGGCCUAGUUACAAGUCUUUUGAUUUGAACCUUCCAGCGGAGAUGGUCAAGUGUGUUGAAGUUUUUAGAGAAUUUUAUCAAAUAAAAACAAAGCACAGGAAACUUACGUGGAUAUACUCAUUGGGUACCUGUAAUCUUAUUGGGAAAUUUGAACCAAAAACCAUGGAGUUGAUUGUGACAACCUAUCAGGCUUCUGCACUGUUGCUUUUUAACUCCUCAGAUAGAUUGAGUUAUUCAGAGAUCAUGACUCAAUUGAACUUGACUGAUGAUGAUGUUGUUAGACUGCUCCACUCUUUGUCAUGUGCAAAGUAUAAGAUUCUAAACAAAGAGCCAAAUACAAAAACAAUAUCUCCUACCGAUCACUUUGAAUUCAACUCCAAAUUUACUGACAAAAUGAGGAGGAUCAAGAUUCCUCUGCCUCCUGUAGAUGAAAAGAAGAAAGUAAUUGAAGAUGUUGAUAAGGACAGAAGGUAUGCGAUUGAUGCAUCAAUUGUGCGCAUCAUGAAGAGCCGCAAAGUUUUGGGUCACCAGCAAUUGGUUAUGGAGUGUGUUGAGCAGUUGGGUCGCAUGUUCAAGCCUGAUUUCAAGGCAAUUAAAAAACGGAUUGAAGAUCUGAUUACUCGAGACUAUCUUGAAAGGGACAAAGAAAACCCCAAUUUGUUCAGAUACUUGGCAUAAAACAGCAUGCUUGAUCGUCCAUGAAUAAUGACUUGGUGACCAUUGUUGCUGCAAAUCACACCAAAGAGCGACUGUAUACGGUUGAAAUAGCACGGGUGUGUAUAAAUGCUGCUAGCGAGUGCCUCUUUGGUGAUUGAUUGGAAGCAGGAGCUGGAACCCUCGCAUAUUUUUCCUCCGGAGCCAGGUAUGAACAACUUCUAUAGAUUGUGUACCCACAGAUGGAGAAAUCUAAUUGCUUCCCUAAUGUGAUCCAAUGUGCCAAGGGGACUAUCAUGUAUCAUUUACCUUGCUGCAUUGAGUCUACCACAUGACUUACUUGUUUGUUUGUUAAUAAUUGUGCUUGCUAUUCCAGUAGAAGGGGGGGAAAUGUAAUUUAGUUCUCUUCACUUUACAUUUUGUUUGUCGGAUCCAGAAACUACCAGGUGAAUGGUAUGUCUUUGAAUGCGAGCAUCAUUACCUGUGCUAUUUUAUGUUUUUCAUUGUAUCACCUAUAAGAGUAACUCCGAGUUUGCAUUAUUUAAUUAGAUGGAUGUGUUGGUUAUCAAA
Populus nigra (black poplar) is the source of this 3064-nucleotide messenger RNA. RefSeq names its product cullin-1. The transcript has 20 exons. Gene Ontology annotation, molecular function: ubiquitin protein ligase binding. Gene Ontology annotation, cellular component: cullin-RING ubiquitin ligase complex. The coding region runs from base 284 to 2518 and encodes 744 amino acids. The record is from RefSeq and is a predicted model, not a curated record. Gene Ontology annotation, biological process: ubiquitin-dependent protein catabolic process; protein ubiquitination. NCBI's taxonomy places the organism in Eukaryota, Viridiplantae, Streptophyta, Magnoliopsida, Malpighiales, Salicaceae.